AUUCUCAUUGAUUCAGUCAUUCUCAGUUUCUCACUUAGUCACUCUGUCAGUAACUUGAGUGACACUAGUAGGAGAACAUUGAACCAGGGAGUGGAGAAUUGGUGGGAUGAAUUGAUUACCUUCGUUAGGAAUUUGAUUGAUCGAUGUUUCCAUAGGGACGUGUUUCAUUUAACUGUAGUACUGUUCACACUCGAGUGCCUUCAACUGUUUAAGAAAUUUCUCCAUGAAUUAUACAAGUCGGAGUUUGAAGAAGUGGAAGAGAAAGAUCCCUUCAGCCCCAAGAUACCCAUUAAGAAACAAGAUGAGUACAUAGUUGGUGCUUUUUCUUACUUUAAAUGUAUAGUUGGAUAUCAAAUGAAUAGAUACUUUCAACGAAAAAGGAACAUAGAUAGUGUUGAUGAGGGUGCAUCGAAUAAUGUGGAUGUUGAUGAGGGGUUAUCGAAUGAUGUGGAGUUUGAUGUCACAAAACUUCCAACUAAUCCUAGUUUAAGGAUACCCAUUUUGGAUUACAAUGCUAACAUCCGAGAUGAAGUUCGAAGAGCAUAUAUGUUAAAUGGAAGUGAUCCUGAUAUUACCGAUUCUAAUGGAUGGACGCCGCUCCAUUUUGCUGCACACGAGGGGAGUGUUGAAGCAGUCGAAUUCUUACUAAACCACUCGUUUCUCGCCAAAUAUGUUUUGACUAAAGAAGGGAAGACCGCUUUUUCUCUAGCGGUCGAUAAGGGCAAUUUGCACCUAUAUGAUAUGUUACAUUUAGGGGACAUGUUACAUAGGGCUGCAAGAAUUGAUGAUAUUCAUACCAUGAAAAGUUGUCUAGCUCAAGGGGGAAACGUAAAUGGAAGGGAUCAAUAUGGUUGGACCCCUUUGCAUAGAGCUGCUUUUAAGGGUCAUAUUGAAAGUGUGAAGCUUUUGGUUAGCCACGGGGCUCGGGUUGAUCUGGUCGAUGGCGCUGGCUAUACGCCCCUUCUACGAGCAGUCGAGGCAGGACAUGUACAAGUUGCAAUGCAUCUUUUAUCUCAUGGAGCUAAGGCUAAUCUGAAAAGUCUCAAAGGAGUUGUUCCUUCUGAUUUGGAAUGUUUCAAGAAGUACAAUUCUCUUGUAAAUCCUUUAGAACAAGAGGAAAGGCUUUAA
Messenger RNA from Olea europaea var. sylvestris, 1128 nucleotides. Its product is annotated as ankyrin-1-like. The transcript is spliced from 4 exons. The annotation marks the transcript as partial. Gene Ontology annotation, cellular component: nucleus; cytoplasm. NCBI's taxonomy places the organism in Eukaryota, Viridiplantae, Streptophyta, Magnoliopsida, Lamiales, Oleaceae. The record is from RefSeq and is a predicted model, not a curated record. Gene Ontology annotation, molecular function: protein binding.